Molecule: messenger RNA, 1323 nt
Organism: Darwinula stevensoni
Lineage: Eukaryota; Metazoa; Arthropoda; Ostracoda; Podocopida; Darwinulidae
Source: the annotation of a GenBank genome assembly
AUGGAUGUGCUGAUCGACCCCGGGACAAAGACGACGACCGGCGUGGAGUACCUCGACAUGAUGGGCCAGCGGAAGACCGUCCGAGUCCGCCGGGAGGUGAUCCUCAGCGCCGGGUCCAUCGCCACCCCGCAGCUCCUCAUGCUCUCGGGCGUCGGGCCCAAGGAGGAACUCGCCAGGCAUAAUUACUUACAGCUAGACUCCUCCCUCGCUCCUCGCCGGCGACCUCGCGUCCAGGCGAUGUCCCUCACCUGCCAAGAAUUCCACUUGAUUCUCCUCACGAACAUCCUCAUAAACAUCCUCACGAACAUCCUCAUAAACAUCCUCACGAACAUCCUCAUGAACAUCCUCACUUUUCGUAUCCCUCAGAUCCCUCUGAUCGUGGACCUGCCCGUGGGCGAGAACCUCCACGGGCACAGCGGGGUGUACGGGCUCACCUGGACGGUCCGGGACUUCUCGGGAUUCAAUUUCAUCCGGGACAUCAUGCUCAAUCCGGUCGGGUUCCUCCGGUGGUUCGUCUUCGGGGGAGGGGCGUUUUCGUCGCUGGGAGGGCUUGGAGGCCUGGCGUUCCUGCCGAGCAAUAACGCGACAGACCGGGGCUGGCCGGACCUGGGUUUCACCCUCCUCACCUUCACUCCCAGCACGGACGGGGGCCUGCUCCUUCGACGGGCGCUCGGCAUCCAGACGAGGGUUAGCAGCCGGCUCUGGGCGCCCGAGGGAGGGCGUCCGGGCAAGUCGAGCAAGAGAAAUGAGGAGAAAGGCGGAAAAAUAGCGGAAGAGGAGAAGCGUCCGUUCGGCGCUUCCUCCUUCUCCAGGCGCUUCCUCCUUCUCCGGACGCUUCCUCCUUCUCCAGGCGCUUCCCCGGAAGAACGCGUCGAGGUGCCCUCCCCCCCGAGGCCAUCCGAGAGCAUCGGACGAUCCCCGGGGAAUACGUUCUCGACCUACCGCCCCAUCAGCUUCCGCGACGGCUUCACCAUCAUCCCCUACGUGACCCGGCCCAGGAGUCGCGGGCGCAUCGAGCUGAGAAGCGCCGACCCCCUCGACCCGCCCAAGAUCUUCACCGAGGUCUUCUCGCAUCCGGAUGACAUGGCCCUCACCAUUCAAGGGAUCAAGAAAGCGCUGGAGAUCGGGAACACGGAGGCGUACAGGAGGCACGGAGCGCAGUUCUUCCCCUCCUCCCUCCCGGACUGCAGGGAUCGGGGGGUUUUCUCCGACCAGUAUUGGGAGUGCCAUGCCCGGUAUCUGACCUUUAACAUGUUUCAUGACGUGGGGACGGCGAAGAUGGGGCCGGCUGAUGAUCCGACUGCCGUUGUCGAUCCUCAGCUC